Silurus meridionalis is the source of this 1889-nucleotide messenger RNA. RefSeq names its product transcriptional adaptor 2B (gene tada2b). NCBI's taxonomy places the organism in Eukaryota, Metazoa, Chordata, Actinopteri, Siluriformes, Siluridae. Bases 131 to 1537 code for a protein of 468 amino acids. The record is from RefSeq and is a predicted model, not a curated record. The transcript has 2 exons. Gene Ontology annotation, molecular function: transcription coactivator activity; chromatin binding; zinc ion binding. Gene Ontology annotation, cellular component: SAGA-type complex; nucleus. Gene Ontology annotation, biological process: regulation of transcription by RNA polymerase II; chromatin remodeling.
AGUAACCGACAUCGGGGCAGUGCGCAUGCGCGAGCGGUCCGCGCGCCCUUCCUGAUGCGCGCACACGCAUACACACACACAGAGAGGGAGUGAGAGCGCGCGCGAGAGCGAGCAACAAGCCAGCGCCAAGAUGGCGGACCUGGGCAAGAAGUACUGCGUGAACUGCCUGACGGACGUUACGAACCUGCGGCUCCGCUGCACCGACUGCCCGGACAUCGAGCUGUGUCCCGAGUGUUUCUCCGCCGGCGCGGAAAUCGGCAACCACCGGAGAUGGCACGGCUAUCAGCAAGUGGACGGCGGCCGAUUCACUCUCUGGGGUCCCGAGGCUGAGGGAGGAUGGACCAGCAGGGAAGAGCAAUCGCUCCUCGAUGCCAUCGAACAGUACGGAUUCGGCAACUGGGAGGACAUGGCAGCCCAUGUCGGUGCCACGCGCACACCUCAGGAGGUGAUGGAGCACUACGUGACUAUGUACAUCCACGGUAACCUGGGGAAGGCGUGCAUCCCUGAGCUGAUCCCGAACCGCGUGACGGACCACACGUGUCCGGGCGGGGCGCCUCUGUCCCCGAGCCUCACUGCACCCCCGCCGCCCCUUGAGCUUAAUCCGGCCGAGCAGCAGCAGCUCGGGUACAUGCCGCUCCGUGACGACUACGAGAUGGAGUACGAACAGGAGGCGGAGCUUCUUGUCAGUGGCCUGUCCGUCAACUACGAUGACGAGGACGUCGAACUCGAGAUGAAACGCGCCCACGUCGAUAUGUACGUGCGAAAGCUGCGCGAGCGUCAGCGCCGGAAAGACGUCGCCCGCGACUACAACCUCGUGAACGCCUUUCUCGGGCGUGAAAAGAAAGACAAAGGGGCCGGAGGCGCUGGCGCCGGUUUGGCUACGCCCACUGCAGGGUCGGCGUCCUCGGGUUCUGGGAAGCGUAAAAUCACGAAGGAGGAGCGUGAGCAGAGGACGAAAUUGCGGGCGAUCUGUCAGUUUAUGGCGUUUCGAGAAUUUGAGGACUUUUUCGACAACAUGCACAAAGAGCGAGUGCUACGCGCCAAAGUGCGUGAGCUCCAGCGCUACCGACGCAACGGCAUCACGCGUCUGGACGAGUCGGCGGAGUACGAGGCGGCACGGCACAAGCGUGAGAAGCGGAAAGAAAACAAGAGCUCCAAGAGAGGCGGCGGCGGAGGAGGUGGCGGUGGUGGUGGAGCAGGUAUUGGAAUUGGAGGCGGAGCUAACUCAGGAAGUGGAACCAACGCAGGGGGAGCCAGUGCCAUCAAAGAGGAAGGAAAAGAUGGUGAAUUCUCGGCCAUCGAGCACUUACCGGGCUUCGAGUUGCUUUCCGAUCGCGAGAAAGUGCUGUGCAACUCGCUGAACUUGAGCCCGACUCGAUAUUUGACGGUCAAAACCAUCAUCAUUAAGGAUCAUUUGCAGAAACGGCAAGGAGUCCCCGCAAAGAGCCGCUUACCGGGAUACCUGGACAAAAUGCUGAAACGGCGCAUCCUGAACUUCCUCACAGAGAGCGGCUGGAUAUCGCGGGAUGCCGCGUAACAACUUUUCUAGUGUUUUCUUGUUCAUAGGAAUGUGAAUGUGGCAAAAGGAAACAAAAAUGUUGACUACAGUUUUGAUAUGGAAAAAAUCUGUACAUACAUAUCUAUAUUUUUGCUAAUAAGAAUUUUUCUUGUGGUUGGGGGACACCUGAUGGGAGGGGAGGGAACGGGGCUUUGCGUUCUUUUUAUCUAAAAAAAAAAAAAACAUUCAGAAUUCUAUGGAAAAUGUGAGAACUUCUGACAAUAGCCAUAACCUCGUUCAAGGGAGCGUUUGACAAUGCGUCUUACCUUUUUAGCAUUAUUUAGUUUGACAUUAAAGACUUGAGAGUCCAGAACUCUUGAGUUGUACCACA